AUGUCCACCACUUUUGACCUCUCAAAGCCUAACAGGACCAUUCACGCCGGAGUUAUCUUAACGGAUAGCGAGACCGAGAUUUUGGAUGUCGCCCCCAUUGAUUUCCUCAACGGCAUUACCCCGAAAUUCUGGAACAACGGUCUGAAAGGCUUCGUGCCGGAUGAAUACGAAUCACAGACUGUUGACAUCCAGUUCCAUUGGGUUUCCAAGAAUGGGCCUGCUUCGCCAAGCCACCUAACCGGCGGCAUCAAGCUCGUUACUACGGACUCUUUCGAAAGUUGCCCUCCACUGGACAUUGUUCUCAUCGGAGCUCAUGCCAUGGGCUACACUCCCGACGAUACCGAACUUGCCUUUGUCCGCAAAGCCUGGGAUGACUGUUCCGCCUUCCUUACCAUCUGCGGUGGAGUCUUGGUCCCUCUUCAGGCUGGUAUUCUCGAGGAUAAGAUUGCCACGGCUCCUAUAAUCAUUCUUGACAAUCUCCGAAAGCAGGCUCCUGGGACCAACUGGGUCACCAAGCGUUGGGCCAGAGACGGAAAACUGUGGACCAGCGGUGCACUUCUCAAUGGAACGGACAUGAUGACCAAUUUCUUGAAGGCUUACUGGGGAAAGAGUGAUGAUAGCUUGGUUGGCUUUCUGAGCAAGCUGGGUGCGUGGCCGGACCGUGAUAUUGACUACAAGGAUGUAGUUUAG
Molecule: messenger RNA, 690 nt
Organism: Fusarium sp. VM40
Lineage: Eukaryota; Fungi; Ascomycota; Sordariomycetes; Hypocreales; Nectriaceae
Source: the annotation of a GenBank genome assembly